This is a messenger RNA of Brassica oleracea var. oleracea, 500 nucleotides long. RefSeq lists its product as uncharacterized. Gene Ontology annotation, cellular component: mitochondrion. The record is from RefSeq and is a predicted model, not a curated record. NCBI's taxonomy places the organism in Eukaryota, Viridiplantae, Streptophyta, Magnoliopsida, Brassicales, Brassicaceae. The transcript has 3 exons. The coding region runs from base 130 to 375 and encodes 81 amino acids.
GGUAAAUGAUACCAGAGAGAGAAAAAAAAGGGUUAGGUUCUCUCACUUCACCAAACAGUCGAGCUACUUCUCUUUCAUCAAUCUCCGAAGAAGAGCUUCUCUGCCUUCUAAAAGGGAGGUUCUUCGGUUAUGGUCAAUGCCUUAGAUUUGCAGAGCUUUAUUCUCAGAGCUCGAGUGCUUAAACUUUACAGGCAAGCUUUGAAGAUAGCUCACAGAGCUCCUCCUCAGGCUAGAGGGGAAUUAAAACAGAGUAUUAGGCAAGAGAUAGAGAAGAACAGUGAGUGCAAGGACAAGCAAAAGAUCAGGUAUUUGAUUAGUGAAGGAUUAGAGAGGAUUAAACAACUUGAUGAGAUGUUGGACAUGCAAGGCCAUUGAAAUCGCUUUGUCCUUUUGUUGUAAUGUAUUGUUGUUUCUGAAAGCAUAUGUUUUGUCUGAUAAAAGUAAAGAACAAAAGAAACAUGUGUUCUUCUUGAACAUAUAUUCAUUUGGUUUGAUGCUUA